UGUGUCAGUACUUUAACCCUCUCUUACCCUCCUUGUCGCCUUUUCCCCUCGAAUUCUCUCCACUCACUUUCACUUCGUUCUUCCUUUCUUAUCUUACGUCCCUCCUGGCGUUUGGAUGUUCUAUUCCUCAUAGUGUGUUCUGAUAGAAAGCAGCUCGCUUUAGACGGACUAUACUGUAUACACUUCCUCAGUCCCCUGGUUGAUACCCCUGUUGAUCCGCACCAUCCACCCCCUCAUCCAACAUGGGUUUACACGAAGACGAAGACCAGAAGUAUCUGGAAGACGUCCAAGCCGUCAACACCUGGUGGCAGGACUCCCGAUGGAGACAUACCAAGCGGCCCUUCACGUCGGAGCAGAUUGUCGCCAAGCGGGGCAACCUGAAGAUCGAAUAUCCAUCCAAUGUGCAGGCCAAGAAGCUCUGGAAGAUCUUGGAGAGCAACUUUGAGAAAAAGGUUGCCAGUUUCACCUAUGGAUGUCUCGACCCCACCAUGGUCACCCAGAUGGCCAAGUACCUCGACACCGUCUAUGUUUCUGGCUGGCAAAGCUCGUCCACUGCCUCUUCCACCGAUGAGCCGUCGCCGGAUUUGGCUGACUACCCCAUGAACACCGUCCCCAACAAGGUCAACCAGCUCUUCCUGGCCCAAUUGUUCCAUGACCGGAAACAACGAGAGGAGCGCAUCACCACCCCUAAGGAGCAGCGCAGUAAAGUGGCGAACAUCGACUACUUGCGGCCCAUUAUCGCGGACGCUGAUACUGGCCACGGUGGGUUGACCGCGGUGAUGAAGCUGACCAAGCUAUUCGUUGAACGCGGUGCGGCGGGUAUCCACAUCGAGGAUCAGGCUCCAGGCACCAAGAAGUGUGGCCACAUGGCCGGUAAGGUGUUGGUCCCGAUCAGCGAACACAUCAACCGCCUCGUUGCUAUUCGUGCGCAGGCCGAUAUUAUGGGAACGGAUCUCCUGGCGAUUGCCCGAACCGACUCCGAGGCGGCCACCCUCAUCACCUCCACCAUCGACCACCGAGACCACGGUUUCAUUAUCGGCUCCACCAAUCCCAAGCUGGAGCCUCUGAACGACCUCAUGGUUGCUGCCGAGCAAGCCGGCAAGUCCGGGAGCGAACUGCAGGCGAUUGAAGACCAAUGGACCGCUCAAGCUGGCUUGAAGCUGUUCAACGAGGCCGUCGUUGACGCAAUCAACCAGAGCUCCCACAACAACAAGAAAGCCGCUGUUGACGACUACCUGCGCCAGGCUAAGGGCAAAAGCAACCGCGAGGCCCGCGCCAUCGCCAAAAGCAUCACCGGCGCCGACAUCUUCUGGGACUGGGAUGCCCCGCGUACACGCGAGGGUUUCUACCGGUACAAGGGCGGCACCCAGUGCGCGGUCAACCGGGCCGUCGCCUACGCCCCCUUUGCGGACCUAAUCUGGAUGGAGAGCAAGCUGCCGGACUACGCCCAGGCGAAGGAAUUCGCCGAUGGCGUUCACGCCGUAUGGCCCAAGCAAAAACUCGCGUACAACCUGUCGCCCUCGUUCAACUGGAAGAAGGCGAUGUCCCGCGACGAGCAGGAGACGUACAUCAAGCGCUUGGGCGCGCUGGGAUACUGCUGGCAGUUCAUCACCCUGGCGGGCCUGCACACCACCGCACUGAUCACAGACCAGUUCGCCAAGGCGUACGCGAAGCAGGGCAUGCGCGCGUACGGCGAGCUGGUGCAGGAGCCCGAGAUCGAGCAGGGCGUCGACGUCGUCACGCACCAGAAGUGGAGCGGCGCCAACUACGUGGACAACCUGCUCAAGAUGGUCACGGGCGGCAUCAGCAGCACCGCGGCCAUGGGCAAGGGCGUAACGGAGGAUCAGUUCAAGCAUUGAUGCUGUGUUGGAGGGGUCGAAUUGAUGUAAUUUGGUAGAUACCUAUAGUCAGUACCUAUGUUGAUAGC
Aspergillus homomorphus CBS 101889 is the source of this 1927-nucleotide messenger RNA. Its product is annotated as isocitrate lyase 1. Gene Ontology annotation, biological process: carboxylic acid metabolic process. Gene Ontology annotation, molecular function: isocitrate lyase activity. The coding region runs from base 243 to 1859 and encodes 538 amino acids. Lineage: Eukaryota; Fungi; Ascomycota; Eurotiomycetes; Eurotiales; Aspergillaceae. The record is from RefSeq and is a predicted model, not a curated record. The transcript has 5 exons.